Molecule: messenger RNA, 1068 nt
Organism: Syzygium oleosum
Lineage: Eukaryota; Viridiplantae; Streptophyta; Magnoliopsida; Myrtales; Myrtaceae
Product: extensin-1-like
Exons: 2
Coding region: 1-1068 (355 amino acids)
Source: RefSeq, a predicted model, not a curated record
AUGGACCGCCGCCCACUGUCCACCAGCCAUCGUCUCCCACUGCCGGCCGGCCGUCCUCCUCCCGUCACCGCCCGCCUCUCGCCAUUCGCCGUCUCCCGCCGCCGGCCACUGUGGGCUGCGACCCGCCGUCUACCGGCUACCUUCUCCCGCUGUCGGCCGCCUUCCUCCUACCACCGCUCGCCUCCUAACGUCGACCACUGUCUCCUGCCGUCGGUCACCCUCCUCUUGCUAGCCGCCUCUAGCCAUCGCUUGCCUCCCACCGCCGGCUGCCAUGGGCCACCGCCAGUCGUCCACCGGUUAUCGUUUCCCGCUGCCGGCUGCCCUCCUCCUGUCGCUGCCCGCCUCCAAUUGCCACCCGCCUUCCACCGCUGGCCACCGUCUCUCGUUGCCAGCCGCCGGCCUCCCACCGCCGGCCACCGUGGGCCGGCACCCGCCGUCCACCGAACACCGUCUCUCACCAUCGACUGCCCGCCUCCCGCUCUUGCCCACCUCCUCCCGCUGGCCACCGUCUCCCGUCGCCGGCCGCCCUCCUCCCGCUGCCGCCCGUCUCCCACCGCCGACAGCCGUGGGUUGCCGCUCGUCGUUUACCGGCCACCUUCUCCCGCCGUCGGCCGCCCUCUUCUUGUCGCCGCCCGCCCCUCGCCAUUCGACAUCUCCCGCCGCCGACUACUGUCCAUCGGCCGCCAUCCAUCGGCCACCGUCCCUUGCUGCCGGCUGCCCUCCUGUCGUUGCCGCCCGCCAUUCGCUGUCUCCCACCGCCGGCUGCCGUCCACCGGCCACCGUCUCCCGCCACCGGUCGCCCUCUUCCUGCCUCCCACCGCCGGCCGCUGUGGGCCGCUGCCUACAGUCCACCAGCCACCGCUCCCGUCGUCGGCCGCCUUCCUCCCGCCGCCACCCGUCUCCCCCCCGCUGGCCACCGUCUCCCACUGCCGGCCGCCGUCCUCUCGCCGCUGUCCUUCUCCCGUCACCGGCUGCCAUCUUUCGCAUUGGCUGCAUCCUCGUCCGCCGCCGCCGCCUCCCCCCGCCGCUCGCCUCUCGCUGCCACCGUCUACCAAGUAUCAAGGGUAA